This is a messenger RNA of Penicillium soppii, 1935 nucleotides long. Its product is annotated as putative RNA binding protein Ligatin/Tma64. The record is from RefSeq and is a predicted model, not a curated record. Gene Ontology annotation, molecular function: translation initiation factor activity. The coding region runs from base 1 to 1935 and encodes 644 amino acids. The transcript is spliced from 3 exons. Lineage: Eukaryota; Fungi; Ascomycota; Eurotiomycetes; Eurotiales; Aspergillaceae. Gene Ontology annotation, biological process: translational initiation; formation of translation preinitiation complex.
AUGUUCAAAAAGAAGCCAACGAUCAAGAAUCUUUCUCCUCUGCGUUCGUCCGAUCGGAGAAAGAUCGCCGACCAAAUUAUCAAAGACUACCAGAUCUCCAUACCUUCAACCUCCGAAGCAGACUCGGCCUCUGCGCCCACGACGGCCUCACUGACGUCAAUCCGAAAUGCACUUCUCCCCGAUAACUCUUUGACCGCUCGAUUCACAACGACUGCUGGUCCAGAUCUACGCGAGCUACAAGGAAUUGUCUACGUUGGUACACAUCCGGACGGUGAAGAGCGCGUGCUAUGGUUCAAGCUAGAACAUGGCCCUGGGGCUGACAAAAGACUGUACCCGACUGUCUACACAUUAUGGCACAACCCCAACCUAGUCCCAUUACUCUAUACCCCAGAAUUUGUUAUGGGCAAACUCCAUGGUGGAGCCGACCUGAUGACUCCCGGCCUUGCGAACGAACCUCCAUUCCCAGCGAAGGCGGUCAAGGGGGCUGUUGUUGCGGUUGCGAGUGUGGACAAACAUACAGUGCCUCUUUUCGUCGGCAUCUGUGAGAUCGAUGUUUCAGCUUUGGGUGAGGUCCAAGGAACCAAGGGUCAUGCCGUCCGGGGAUUGCAUUGGGAGGGUGAUGAGCUUUGGGCGUGGAGCUCUGCAUCACGACCCGGCCGCCCAGCGCCAGAAUAUUUGGAGGGCUGGGAUGAAGAUGGAACAGACAAUGUCGAAGAAGGAAUUGAGGAUUUGACAAUUGAGGAUGAAGAAGACGCUCUUGCAGAGACUAUUGAGGAGACACCGAGUGACGAACCUGCCCCAGUGGAAGAACCUGAGGUUGAAGGGGAACCGGAGCCGACAACAAAAGAAAUUGACGAUGCUUUUGUUAAUGCCUUUGUCUAUGCCCUAUACAAGCAGAAGCAGGACAACCCCUCAGCUAGCAAUCAUGGUCUCUCAUUGCCUAUUACACCCUCCGCAUUGAUAUCUGAUCUCAUUACACCUUAUUUACCGGUGUACACUUCCCAACAAGCACAAUUUUACAACAUCAAGAAGACUAGCUGGAAAAACGUCAAGAAGUUCAUCAAGCAUCUAGACAAGUCGAAGCUCGUCAAGUCGAAAGACCGAAAUGGUCAGGAGACCGUCAUUCUGGAUGUGGACUUCGGGGAUCACCGUGUUGAGCGUUUCGUUCCAUAUCGACUACCUUCGCCCCGUGCCCUCGAAGGCAGCAAGCCGUCUGUGGCGGAAGGUAGGAAGCCCGCUACCACAGAUGACUCCGACCCUUCAGUAGGCCAGUCAAUCACUGUGCAAAGUCUGUAUAAACCAUCGGGAAAACUGAUGCCAACUAUUUUCCCUGCUCUUGCUGCGGGAAACCCGAGCAACUUUUACAAACAUACCGACGUGUCAUCUCAUUUGGAUCAAUAUCUUCAGUCUCAAGAUCCACCGAUCAUCUCAAAGGAAAACCGAAGAAUUAUCACUCUCAAUCCUUUCCUCGCCAACACCAUUUUCACCGGGUCUUCUACCGAAGAUAAGGGGGCACUUGCCCGUGGAAAGGUCACACGCGAUGGUCUUCUGAAACGUCUCAUAGAAGAUAAAUCACUCCUUCAGCCACACUAUGUGAUUUUGAAGACUGGCCAAACGGUUGCAGAUGUGAAGCCAAAAGCAGGUGCCGCACCCAAGGUCACUGUCACCCUUGAAAAGCGUACAGGCUCGAAAACCGUCACUAAAGUAGUGACUCUGGAAGUCUUUGGCAUUAUUCCCACCCUCUUAGCCCAAGAAUUACAGAAGAAGUGUGCUGGUAGUACCAGUGUGACUCAGGCUACUGGUGCCUCCAAGGGUGUCAUGGAAGUCUUGGUGCAAGGUGACCAGCGAAAGGCUAUCGAGACGGCCCUUGUUCGUCGUGGACUGAGGCCACAAAUGAUCGAGAUUGUGGAUAAGACCAAGAAGAAGAAAACUUGA